Molecule: messenger RNA, 3408 nt
Organism: Arvicanthis niloticus (Nile rat)
Lineage: Eukaryota; Metazoa; Chordata; Mammalia; Rodentia; Muridae
Gene: Cebpg
Product: CCAAT enhancer binding protein gamma
Biological process (GO): DNA-templated transcription; regulation of transcription by RNA polymerase II
Molecular function (GO): RNA polymerase II cis-regulatory region sequence-specific DNA binding; DNA-binding transcription factor activity, RNA polymerase II-specific
Source: RefSeq, a predicted model, not a curated record
GCUGUCGGUUUCGUAACCGUCGCUCCUCCUCGCCGACUCGCGGGCUGCGAGGCCUGGGUCGAGUCGGGCCGCGCCGCGCGGGGCCGCUCGGAGUGAAGGCUGUCUGGGGGCGGGCGGGUCGGAGGCGCAGGUUCAUGUGAAGAUUUUUUGGCAGUUGAGUGUGGCCUCCUUGGAUCACAUUGCUCUGAUUUCUACCUGUUCUGUAUUGGUAAAGGAACGUGCCCAAAUGAGCAAGCUGUCGCAGCCAGCCGCUACUCCAGGAGUGAACGGAAUAAGUGUCAUUCAUACUCAGGCACAUGCCAGCGGUUUACAGCAGGUUCCUCAGCUGGUGCCCGCUGGGCCUGGGGGAGGAGGCAAAGCUGUGCCUCCAAGUAAGCAAAGCAAAAAGAGCUCACCCAUGGAUCGGAAUAGUGACGAAUACCGCCAGCGCAGAGAGCGGAACAAUAUGGCCGUGAAAAAGAGCCGGUUAAAAAGCAAGCAAAAAGCUCAAGAUACACUGCAAAGGGUAAACCAACUCAAAGAAGAAAAUGAACGGUUGGAAGCCAAAAUUAAGUUGCUGACAAAGGAAUUAAGUGUACUGAAAGAUUUGUUUCUUGAGCAUGCACACAACCUCGCGGACAACGUGCAGCCCAUCAGCACGGAAACUACAGCAACAAAUUCUGAUAACACAGGGCAGUAGAUCUUCCAGGCUCCACGGCUUUGUGACUUGAACAUGAGAGGUGUGACCACCCUGCACCCCUUGGUUCAGUGGCCGAACUUGGUUUUGUUCCAUUGGAGGUUAUUUUCUAGGCUCGCACUGAACAGCUGAUUAGCCAUGUAAUUUAUCUGGUCUUAAAUGAUAAUGGAUUUUUGAAGCACUAAAAGAAAACUUAGGGUUUAUGGUUAAAACAAAAUUCCUGGACUUUAAUAUUCUUAAUAAAUCCUCACUUCCCCAGAAAUGCUUCUUUUGUAGGAAUGGGAAAAUGGAAGGUCAUAUAGAAGGUUCUGGGUUCUAAUGAGAUAAUACCUUGGAUUAAGAAAUGCUGAAUUUCAUCUGUGUUCCUCAAUUUGUGAUUCUUAUUCUAAAUUGUGUAUGGUAAAUUCUAGGGUUACAGAAACCAAUCAUAAUAAUUUGGCCCUAUUUUAUAGAUGUAUAAACCUGUGUUAGUAUCGUCAGCAUUGUUUUUUCCAACACAUACACAUUUUUAAAAAUGAUGUUAGGUAAAGCAAUCCCAUCAGGUCAUGUUGAAGAGGUGGUUAAAAAUACAGGUUGCGUUUAGGAAGGAAAGAAGUGGUUUUGUGCUCCCUCCCCCCCCCCCCCCCGUUUGUUUUAAAGGGCAUAGAGUGCUGUUGAACUUUGGGGGGGUCUUCUGCUUAUUGGAUGAGCAUUAUCUGUGUCCUAAAAAAUAGUAUCUACUGUGUACUGACAUUUUAGUUUCUGUGGACGAAAGUAAAGGCAGCAUUUGGUUUGGGGGAGAAACCAUUUUUUUUUUUUUGUCAGCCAAGUUAGUAAAUAAACUGCCUUGGCUUGAUGAUACAUACCAUGAUUUAGAAUACUACUAAUUCAUUUGGUUUCUCCUGUGUUUGUUCAGAAUAACUGCCAGUGGGGCCAUGAUUUUUAAAGGUAAAGUUUCUGUGUGUGUGCUUGUGUGAAGAGGCACUUUUUGAUGUUUGAUCUCAACUAAACAAUUAAUAGAAAAUGAAUCAACUUCAUGCCAUCACUCAGAAGACUAGUCAAAGAAAACUUGAAAGUAUGAGGUUUGAAUCUUUAAUUUAUUUCCUAAAUCUUUUUAUUUUUAUUUCUUUGAGGAUUUUUUUUUUUCCUAGUUUAGUGGGCUGUUCUUCCGGACUUCAUGUGUUAUUGCUUCUAUUAGUAUGCUUUUAUGUUCUGUAUAAAUUAUUUUAGAGAGAUAGUCUGAUAAAACUCAGGAUAUUGACUCUUUUGUUGUGAAACCAAAAAGCUGGGUGUCAGUAGGCUCUGCUCUUAUCAGUGUUGUAUUUAGAUCAUCUUCUUGGUAACUCAUGGUUUGUGCACAGUUCCAGCGCCAGUUUGUCGGUUCCUGAGAUGGUAACUAAACACAGGGCUUGUGUGAUCAGAGUUUGGGUUGCUGGAAAUCUUGUUUGAAUGUGGUCAUUUCUGGCCGUGUUUCCUACUAGGACUUGGUAACCCCAGUGUCACUCAGGUUGUUCCCUAGCAUGGCAGGAAGUUGCUGACUGUUCUGGACAGAGGCUGUCAGGGCUCUGGAGCUCAGCAGAGCUGAAGACAGGAGCUGACACUGUUCUUUGGGAGCCAAGAAAUGAGUGGGGUUUUAAAAAUUAGGGCCCAACACCAGUUUACCUUGGUUGGAAUAGCCAUCUACUCAUAAAGAUUGAGAGAUGAUGUGGAUAGCUAACAAGGACACACCCAUACAAUCCUAAUCGUCACCAGCUGAUGGAUAAUUAUGUCAUGAAUUUAAUUGGUGACGCAGUUAGGUGAUGUAUGUACCUAUGAGGGUAGGCAGACUUGGGAACCUCUGCUUCUGAAUACCAGUUUUCACAGAUGGAUGUCCUUGUGGAAUGUGAGGUCACCAGUGCUAGGACUUUAAAAAGCUGUAGGGAAGUCAGUGCUCAGAGUUUCAAAUUGAAACAUACAAAUGAGUUCAAGCUUUGCUCUUACCUUUGUAAAUGAGAUUGUUAGCACAAGUAAGUAGUUCCACAUUGAACACAGAUGUUAAUUGGUGUUUGGACUUUCUUACUCAAGUGGGUAUGAUGUUUAGCUUGAUAGAUUUCUCUGUAAAGUUGGGGGAAACUAGGUUUGGGGAAUGGGUAAACUGUAGAGUAACUUUUGAAAGUCUUGUUACUGGGGAACCUUUAGAGUUUGAUCUGUCUUCAGAUCAAACAAGGAGUCAAACUGUAGUGUGGAUUAGCCAUGUCUGUCUCCUGGGAUGGCUGCCUUUGACUAGUUCUAGGCAUAGAGGAGGGAUCAGAGCUACCCUUUGUGUCUGGCCCUUAGGGUCACAGGUGACUUUGGGAUCUCAGUAAGGAUUUUCCUAAAGUAUGACUGGGUGUUUGAAAUGCAGGUCAUGAGGCCAUUCAGUUUUUAUGAUUCUCAAUUUAUAGAAGUAGAAACAUGUAUAGUUUGAUAAGAAAGGGAUGCAGCUGUUUUUGAUGUUUCUUAACCCCUCCCACCUCUUUCCAGGGAAGCUUCGUGCCUGGACAACCUUUGGAGCACGAAGAGUGCUCCUGAUGCCUUAGAAAUAGGAAAGAUGCCUGUUUGUAUGACAGGCUGGGGAAGAUUGCAUUCCACAGCUAAUCAGAUCUGCCUCAGGAAAAAUACUAACUUGUUCUGUUUGUUCCUGGCCUUCAGUUUGUGAGAUUACUCUAUUUUUUUAAAAUAUAAUUUUAUUUCUUUCAACAAAUUUAAAAAUAAAAAACACCUUUGGAACAAUG